AUGAAAACGAAACACAAUGAACGGAACGAGGCUGUUGAGGAGGAACAGGAGAAGAACAGCAACCUGAAUCACUUGAACGAUCAACUGAAAGCACAAUGCACCACUGUCUCUCAGAAUGAAGGUAAACAGACAGGCAAGGUGCCGGGAAACCACUCCACGGAAGAGAAAUUCAUAACAUGCGAAAAACAAACUCAGAAGAAUGCAAAAAGAACUCGGCGCCAUCGAAGGAAGAAAAACAAGAAAAAGACUCAAAAUAAUGAAGAAAAAGAAACGAAUAUGAUGGAGGAGGAAGAGGCAAAGACGACCCUCCCAGAGCGGGCGCUGGAACAGGAGCGUGACGAGGAAAACAUUUGCGAGGAAGAGAAAGUGACGAUGAUGGAAGAACAAGAGAUGGAAACAGGGAAUGAACAGAUGCUGGAGGAGAAAGACGAAGAAAAUCAUGAUGUUGUCGAGGAAGUGAAAGUGUCUGACGGUCAUUCAUCAGUUAAGGAACAGACGGGCACGGAAGAGAAGUCCGUGACACACGAAGAACAAACUCACAAAGCAAAAAGAACUCGUCGCCGUCGUAGGAAGAAAAACAAAAAGUUUCAAAAUAAUGUUAAUCACUGCAAUAACCAAAGUACUUGCACGAUUAAAGAGUCCUCCCGUGCAGAGGUGCCUCCACUCCCUGAAGAGGUACCAACCACCGUCAAUGUGACAUUGCCAACUAUCACUGGAAAAGAAUCAGUCACUGGUGUGGAACGAAAGGGUGCAGAACACCACAGGGAUGAAGAAGAGAGCGUGACGUUAGUGGAGGACGAGGAGGCAGUGCCAGUAGUGCCGGAACUGAUGCUGGAACAACAGCAAGAGGAGGCGUGGGCAGUGGAAGAGCAUGAAGUGCUAUCCACAGAGCCAAAGGAGGCAGGGAAUCAGACGACUCUGACGGCUGACCACAGCGAUGAGGAAGAGGAAAGUAAUAUAAUGGAAGAGAAAGAGGCCAGGACGAUCCUCCUACAUUGGACGCGGGAACAGAAAAGUGAGGAGGAACAGCACACUGGCGAGGAAGAGAAAGUGACGAUGAUGGAAAAAGAGGAGGGCAUGGAAAUAGAGGAUGAACAGCAGCUAGGGCAGAAAGACGUAGAAAACCAAGACAUUGAUGAGGAAGGGAAAGUGACAAUAGUGGAAGCGUCUAACGCGGCGUGUACAAUUCUGGAGCAGUCGCGGGAAAACGAAAGUCUGGAGGCUCAACACAAUUUGCAGGAACAAACUGUAGAAGCAAAGAACAACAACAACGACUCUUGUUUCCCUGCUGGCGACACUCUCAAGGGGGAACCUGCUGCUGAGGAGCAACAUAAAUCAGCGGUUACUGAGGUGGAAGAACACAUCGAGGAAGACGUGAACAGGUCCCAAGUCGCCGCCAUAUAUCACCACCUGAUACACCAGCCACACCACCACGCUGCACCAAUCACACAGCCUGCAAUGACCUACCCGCCUCCGCCAUGGCAGUAUCCGCCGCCGUCUUACAACGGCUCCCUGCAGGCUCUUCGCCAAGAAGUCCUGGACUUCCAUCGCUGGGCGGGAGGAACCGAGGCGGAGUCCCGGCGCAGGAUGCGCUCGGUGGAAGACGUGAGGAGCGCGGUUGGUGCGCUGUGGCCCGCAGCACAAGUCCAGGUCACGGGCAGCCUGGCUAACGGCCUGUACUUGCCAGACAGCGACGUCGACCUCACGCUGGUGGGACAGUGGUCACCCUCGCCGCCGCCUCUGUUGGUCCUGAGGGAAGCCCUCCUGCAGCAGGGCGUGGCACUGCCUGCCUCACUCAAGGUUCUUGAGAAGGCCACUGUCCCUCUGUUUAAAUUUGUCCAUCAGCAGACCGGAGUGGAGGUGGACGUGUCUCUCGGCGGCGAGGCGGCAGUGUGCGCGCCGCGGUGCUGGUGGCAGACUUCAAAAAGCAGUUUAACACAUUGA
Scylla paramamosain (green mud crab) is the source of this 1944-nucleotide messenger RNA. Its product is annotated as glutamic acid-rich protein-like. Gene Ontology annotation, molecular function: mRNA binding; poly(A) RNA polymerase activity. The record is from RefSeq and is a predicted model, not a curated record. The transcript has a single exon. The coding region runs from base 1 to 1944 and encodes 647 amino acids. Gene Ontology annotation, biological process: RNA 3'-end processing. Gene Ontology annotation, cellular component: nucleolus; TRAMP complex. NCBI's taxonomy places the organism in Eukaryota, Metazoa, Arthropoda, Malacostraca, Decapoda, Portunidae.